AUGACCAAAGCACAAGUAACGAAGAUACCCAUUUUAACAGCACCGAAAACUUAUGCACCUAUACAACAUCCAUCUCUCUCCGUCAAACAGGAAGAGAUUUUGAAUCGAUUGUCAGACUACGUGAAGGAAAUUUUACUAACUGAUAGUGAGAAAGCAUGGGCUAAUGAGGCCUGUCUGCAGAGGUAUUUAAGAGCAUCAAAGUGGCAUUUAGAUGAGGCGAUGGAGAGAAUAAAGUAUUCUUUGGAAUGGAGGCGAACGUAUAAGCCAGAACAUAUUGAUCCGAAAGAAGUUGAGCCAGAGUCGGUCACUGGUAAAAUGCAUAUCAAUGGAUUCGAUAAACAUGGAAGACCUAUAAUAUAUCUCCGCCCAGGCAGAGAGAAUACAAAAGCAGGUCCAGGACAAGUCCGGCACGUUGUUUUCUAUUUUGAGAGUGCCAUCAGACUAAUGCCCGAAGGUACCGAAAAUAUUGUAGUUUUGAUUGACUUCCAUGGGGCAUCGGCUCGAACGAGCCCUGGGAUUGGUAUUGCAAAGGAGUUUAUGCAUGUACUAAGCUCACAUUACCCAGAACAGCUUGGGUUAGCAUUGGUUGUGAAUGCUCCAUGGUACUUCUGGGUAUUUUUUCGUUUAAUUUCUCCUUUCAUUGAUCCGGUUACAAAAGCGAAAAUAAAAUUCGUCGACUUGAAUGAUGGAACGAAAGCUGCAAACGGCGGUCAAUGGACAACUUUGGAUCAAUUUAUUAGCCAGGACAUGCUUGAACGCGAAUAUGGAGGAAAUAAUGCCUUCGAAUAUCAUCAUGAAACAUAUUGGAGUGCCUUACUUGAGAAGACUAACAGGGAAACAACCCGUCAAGCUCUCAAGGAUUGA
Paraglomus occultum is the source of this 864-nucleotide messenger RNA. The record is from the annotation of a GenBank genome assembly. NCBI's taxonomy places the organism in Eukaryota, Fungi, Glomeromycota, Glomeromycetes, Paraglomerales, Paraglomeraceae.